Messenger RNA from Phalaenopsis equestris, 581 nucleotides. Its product is annotated as dolichol-phosphate mannosyltransferase subunit 3. Bases 202 to 471 code for a protein of 89 amino acids. Gene Ontology annotation, cellular component: endoplasmic reticulum membrane; dolichol-phosphate-mannose synthase complex. Lineage: Eukaryota; Viridiplantae; Streptophyta; Magnoliopsida; Asparagales; Orchidaceae. The transcript is spliced from 4 exons. Gene Ontology annotation, biological process: GPI anchor biosynthetic process. The record is from RefSeq and is a predicted model, not a curated record.
UUCAGCUUGCCGGCGAACGCAGCGACGGGGUUUCGAAGGAGCUGCUGUUCGGCGACGCUGCUCGGAGCUGGAUGGUUGCCGAGGAGUGACUGUGUGUCCGAAACCCUAGUCUUUUUCCCCCUUUCGCUCCUAUCCGAAACCCUCGCAAGGAAGUCGCAACGGGAGCUUCCGAAGAUUGUAGUGAAGACAAGUUACCGUGAAAUGAAGCAUAUCUUAAAGAUUUUGGGUUUACUUUUGACCAUAUCUGCAGUCUGGAUUGGGCUAUUGCAGGCAUCAAUUGUCCCAAGUAGCUAUGCAUGGCUGCUUCCAGUAUAUUUGAUCGUUUCGUUGGGGUGCUAUGGUCUUCUAAUGGUGGGAGUUGGUUUGAUGUUCUUCCCAACUUGCCCUCAAGAAGCUCAAUUGUUGCAUAAGGAUAUUGCAGAAGCGAAGCAAUUUCUGAAGAAUCAAGGACUUGAUCUCGGAGCCAUUUAGUUUAAAAUAUGGUUUUUUUUUUUCUAAGUGAGGCUAAUUAUUGUGGGAUUAACAAAUUUUGUUUUGUUAAAUUCAGUCUUCAGAACUUAUGAAUUUUGACUCGUGGAAAA